CAUGUCUGGCCGGGAAGGUGGCAAGAAGAAGCCCCUGAAACAGCCCAAGAAGCAGGCCACGGAGAUGGACGAGGAAGAUGAGGCUUUCAAUCAGAAACAAAAGGAAGAACAGAAGAAACUCGAGGAGCUGAAAGUGAAGGCCGCAGGGAAGGGGCCCCUGGCCACAGGUGGAAUUAAGAAAUCUGGCAAAAAGUAA
Messenger RNA from Saimiri boliviensis boliviensis (Bolivian squirrel monkey), 196 nucleotides. The record is from RefSeq and is a predicted model, not a curated record. NCBI's taxonomy places the organism in Eukaryota, Metazoa, Chordata, Mammalia, Primates, Cebidae.